GGAGUGAUAAAAGGAAGAAGGGAGCGCAAGGCAGGGCAGGGCAGGGCAGGGCAGAGCCGCGGGAGACCCAGAGGGAGGCACUGACCACACCGUGCUGAACCAGUAGCCUUGUCUCCCGCGGUCAUUAACCUUGCUGGGAAAGGCAGGGGCAGCUCCGUGGCAAGGCUUGUCAUUUAGAGAAUGUGAGCCGCGCCAGAGACAGCUGCAGACACGUUUCCGGCAAGCUGCUCCUUCGCUGCGAAGUGGGAUAAAAGAGCGGUCCCCGUGCGUGCGUGCGUCCGGCCGCCCGCCUGCCUGCCGACAUGAGAUUCCUGCAGCUCAUUUUGAGCUGGGUUUUGCUGCUGGCGGGGCUGCUCCUGGUCAACGGACAGAGGCCAGCUAACUUGGCCAACAGAAGAAAACUGCACAGACAUCACUGUUCCCACAGGAGAUGCAUGCCCCUUCAUUCCAGAGUGCCCUUCCCUUGAGUUUCUUCAAAUUUGCUGAGAAAAAGAAUUAAGUGCAGAAGCCCAGAUGACAACAUUUGAUAAUGGCACAGUUAUAAUCUACACAGAUGUCCCAUAAGCCAUCAUCAGGAAACAUACAGAAAUUAUAUGAGAGAACUAUUGGAACAAGCUUUACUGGAGUUUGGGGAUUCUUUAAGAAGGGAGAAAACAAUGAUCAACCAAAAGAUCUUAUACAGAAGUGCUGGAAAAUCAUCAGUGCAGUAUAUCCACCAUUUUUCUUGACAUGUCAACAUAACAAUCUAGUAGCCAGAAAGCAAACAUUGCAGUAUUAGACAAAUUACGUCCUCAAAAAAGCUUUUGCUGUAUUAAGUGUCUCUUAAUCAUGUAUCCUUUAACAACCUAUUAAGAAUAUGCAAGUAUGAAAUUAGUGUUUGAUAAACAAUAUUUGUUUAAAUUAAAUUAUUUAAUCAGUUUCACUAUUAGUUGAAGACCAGGAUGAUCUGUUUUAUUCCUGUUGUGGCACAAUGUUUCUCAGCCCAGCACUAUCCCAUUAACUUGGCCUACAGUUUCAGAAUUUCCAAUCAACAUGGCCAUAGCAUGUCAACAGGGGUGCCAGGUUAGAUAAUCUGGCUAUUUUUUAAAGUUGAAAUUCUUAAAUACUAACUAAAAUUAACAGAAAAACCUUACAGCAUGUUUGAACCUUGAGUUCACUUAUACAAGUGGAAAUGCACUGUGUUGAUAAGGCUUUGCAUGAUCAGGUAUUUAACAGAUCAGCAUUGUAAUAUAUAAGUUUUGCCAUAAAGUUGUCCUUCACAUUUUGUAGCAAUUUUAACACUACAACCAAUUUAGAUAUAUGUUGUGAUUCAAUAAUUUCUUAAAGCAUGUUUGUAACUGUAUAUGUUGUAAAAAUGUAUUUCAAAUAGCACUGUCAUAUUAAAUUCUCAUGUAUCUUUUAACAUUUUUGUAUUCUGUAUAUUGAAAUCACCCACUUUCACAGAAAAAUGAAAUCUUUACUUAGUUACUUUAAUUUUCAUAAGGGAUCAAUAAAAUGGUAAUAAUCUAUCUACCUAAGUAAAAUAUACAUUAAACCAUUUUUUAAUUUUUUUUAAACCAAAACUAUUAAUAGAAUUUAAUCAGAUAAUGGCACAUUGAAGUAAUUGUGGCUGUCCAGUUCCAGCAGAAUAAGAAUUAACUGCUUUUCUUUGGCAAGUACAGCUGAAAUUAAAGAUCAAUGUUUUUAAAUGUCA
Candoia aspera is the source of this 1693-nucleotide messenger RNA. It is a transcript of the gene APELA, whose product is annotated as apelin receptor early endogenous ligand. The coding region runs from base 303 to 467 and encodes 54 amino acids. Gene Ontology annotation, biological process: apelin receptor signaling pathway; heart development. The transcript is spliced from 3 exons. Lineage: Eukaryota; Metazoa; Chordata; Lepidosauria; Squamata; Candoiidae. Gene Ontology annotation, molecular function: apelin receptor binding. The record is from RefSeq and is a predicted model, not a curated record.